Cuculus canorus (common cuckoo) is the source of this 10307-nucleotide messenger RNA. RefSeq names its product structural maintenance of chromosomes 4 (gene SMC4). The record is from RefSeq and is a predicted model, not a curated record. Gene Ontology annotation, molecular function: protein binding; ATP binding; ATP hydrolysis activity. Lineage: Eukaryota; Metazoa; Chordata; Aves; Cuculiformes; Cuculidae. The transcript is spliced from 24 exons. Gene Ontology annotation, biological process: mitotic chromosome condensation. The coding region runs from base 301 to 4194 and encodes 1297 amino acids. Gene Ontology annotation, cellular component: chromosome.
GACUUUCGAACCACGUCAGUUUUUUAUCUUGUGAGAAGUAAACUUUCUCAUGUCUGUUUUUCUGCGAGCUAACUUCACCACUUUCUGCAAUUUAGACUCCUUGGAGAGGGUUUCGCUCCUGCAAUCGUAUUUCUUGUCGGUUACUUUCUAUUUAUACUCUUUGGGAGCUGUGCUUAAGUGCCAGCUGAUGUUUCGUUCUUGAUCAGUUAACUUUAACAUCACAACUAGAUAAAGCAAAGGAGAUAGAGCCCUUCAGUAGUUUGAUUGCUUGGAAUAGAAGGGAAACGGCCAACAGAGCUCAUGCCAAGUAAGAGCACCAAAGCCUCUACAGCAGACCAUCAGAAAGGCAGAGAGCCCUUAGAGGAGCCCACCAGUGACAUGGAAGUGGAAAACGAAGGCAACAGGCAGCUUGGUGAAGUAUCUCCAGAAGCAGUCUCAAAUGAGGUGCUUGAUAAUCGAAGUUUAGAAGAGAUUUUGGGCAGCAUCUCUCCUCCCCCACCUCCGGCAAUGACCAAUGAAGCUGGUGCUCCUCGUCUCAUGAUAACUCAUAUUGUAAACCAGAACUUCAAAUCCUAUGCAGGGGAGCAAACUUUGGGACCUUUUCAUAAGCGUUUUUCAUGUAUUAUUGGGCCAAAUGGCAGUGGGAAAUCCAAUGUCAUUGAUUCAAUGCUUUUUGUGUUUGGGUAUCGAGCACAAAAAAUCAGAUCCAAAAAGCUCUCUGUGCUGAUCCAUAAUUCUGACGAACACAUGAACAUCCAGAGCUGUACUGUGGAAGUCCACUUCCAAAAGAUCAUUGACAAGGAAGGAGAUGAUUAUGAAGUCAUUCCUAACAGCAAAUUUUGUAUAUCCAGAACUGCUUAUAGAGAUAAUUCUUCUGUCUACCACAUUGAUGGGAAGAAAAAGACCUUCAAAGAUGUUGGUAUUCUUCUUCGAAGCCAUGGAAUUGAUCUGGACCAUAACAGGUUCUUAAUUUUACAGGGUGAAGUUGAACAAAUCGCAAUGAUGAAACCAAAAGGCCAGACUGAACAUGAUGAAGGCAUGCUUGAAUACUUAGAAGACUUAAUAGGAUCUGCACGACUAAGAGAUCCUAUCCAAACUCUGUGUCGCAGGGUAGAGAUUUUAAAUGAACAGAGAGGAGAAAAGUUAAAUAGAGUUAAAAUGGUGGAAAAAGAAAAGGAUGCCUUGGAAGCCGACAAGAAUAAAGCCAUUGAAUUUCUUUGUUUGGAAAACAGAAUUUUUAAAGAAAAGAAUCAUAUCUGCCAAUUCUAUAUCCAUGACCUCAAGAAACGAAUAAAUGACAAGGAAAUACAGAAAGAACAAAUUAACGAAGAAACAAAAGACAUUAAUGAGAAGAGUAGUAAACUUGCAGAUGAUAUGAAAACCAAGAAUACAACUUUAAAAGAACUGGAAAAGAAACUCAAUAAAAUUACAAAGUUCAUAGAGGAAAAUAAAGAAAAAUUUAGUCAGUUGGAUUUGCAGGAUGUUAAAGUAAGGGAAAAUCUAAAACAUGCCAAAAGCAAGGCUAAAAAGCUGGAGAAGGAACUCCAAAAGGACAAAGAAAAGGUAGAAGAAUUGAAAAAAGUACCUCACAAUAGUGAAAAAGCUAUCAACGAAGCAACAUCGAAGAAAAUGCUUCUUGAAAAGACAAAAGAGAAGGAAGAAGAAAAAUUCAAGCAGGUUAUGGAUAACCUUAAGAAAGAAACACAAGGACUUCAGGAAGAAAAAGAGAGCAAAGAGAAAGAGCUCAUGGAAUUCAGUAAAGCAGUGAAUGAAGCGCGUUCAAAGAUGGAUGUAGCCCAGUCAGAGCUUGAUAUCUAUCUCAGCCGUCAUAAUACUGCUGUGGCUCAGUUAAAUCAGGCAAAGGAGGCUCUGAUGACUACUUCAGAAACUCUUAAGGACAGGAAAGCUGCUAUCAAAGAUAUAGGUAUAAAAUUACCCCAAGAUGAACAGGAAUUAAAGGAGAAAGAGAAUGAGCUUAAGAAGCUGGCAACAGAAGAAUCAGAUGCAAAGAAUCUUGUUCGAAAUCUGCGUCAAAAAGUAGAAGAAGCCAAGAGUUCUUUAGCACAAAGUCGCAGUCGAGGAAAAGUGCUUGAGGCUCUGCUUCAGCAGAAGAGAUCUGGAAAUAUUCCUGGACUGUACGGAAGACUGGGAGACUUGGGAGCUAUCGAUGAAAAGUACGACAUCGCUAUUUCAUCCUGUUGUGGUGCCUUAGACAACAUCGUUGUUGAUACAAUUGAUACUGCACAGACAUGUGUGAAUUUCUUAAAGACAAGUGGAAUUGGAGUUGCCACAUUUAUAGCUCUGGACAAAAUGACUGUAUGGGAAAAAAAAAUUGAAAAAAUCCCAACUCCUGAAAAUAUUCCUCGGUUGUUUGAUCUGGUGAGGGUAGAAGAUGAGAAGGUUCGCCUGGCUUUUUACUUUGCAUUACGUGACACCCUAGUAGCUAACAACUUGGAAGAAGCUACCAGAGUAGCAUUCCAAAAAGAUAAAAGAUGGAGAGUGGUAACACUGCAAGGACAAAUCAUUGAACAGUCAGGAACAAUGACUGGUGGUGGAGGUAAAGUCAUGAAGGGCAGAAUGGGUGCCUCAGUUGUAAUGGAUGUUUCAGAAGAAGAGGUCAGUAAAAUGGAAUCUCAGCUGCAGAGGAAUGCUAAAAGAGCAGUACAGUGUGAAGAAGAGAAAUUACAUCUUGAAGAAACCAUAAAAAAUCUGCACCAGGGUGUUCGGGAAAUGAGAAAUACUUUAGAAAAGUACACAGCAAGUAUCCAGAGUUUAUCUGAACAGGAAAUUCAUCUAAAAACCCAAGUUGAGGAACUUGAAGCAAAUGUAAUUGCUGCUGCUCCAGACAAAAUCAAACAGAAGGAACUGGAAAAAACCCUUGACAGUUAUAAAAAAGAUUAUGAUUGCCUUGCUGAGAAAGCUGGGAAAAUGGAAAAUGAAGUGAAACGGUUACAUAACCUCAUAAUUGAGAUCAAUAAUAAAAAACUUAAAGCACAGCAAGACAAACUUGAUAAGAUCAGCAAAGAAAUAGAUGAAUGUACUUCAGCUAUUACGAAAGCCCAAGUGGCAGCCAAGACUGCAGACAGAAACCUGAAAAAAUCUGAAGAGGCUGUUCUUCGCACAGAAAAGGAAAUUGCAGCAAAUGAAAAAGAAAUGAAAGACUUAAAAGAAGAGCUGACCACACUAGAAGACAAAGCUACUGCAGUUAUAAAUGACUGCAAACAAGCUGAAGCAGCAUUGCCAGCAGUUCAGGAGGAGCAUCACAGUUUACUCCAGGAGAUUAAAACUAUUCAAGAUGAUGAGCAUGCACUUCAAAAGGAAGCUCUUAAUGUUAAGCUGAAACUUGAACAGGUUGAUAGUCAUAUUUCUGCACACCAAUCAAAGAUUAAAUACUGGCAAAAAGAGAUGUCAAAGUUAUCACUGCACCCCAUAGAAGAUAAACCACCUGAAGAACUUCCAGUACUAAGUCAAGAAGAGCUCGAGGCUAUCAAGGAUCCAGAUGCUAUCAAUAAUCAGAUAGCCCUUCUGGAAGCCCAGUGUCAAGAAAUGAAACCCAACCUGGCUGCGAUAGCAGAAUAUAGGAAGAAGGAAGAACUGUACUUGAAACGUGUGUCUGAACUGGAUGACAUUACCAAUGAGAGAGACAAGUUCCGACAAGCUUUUGAAGACCUGAGGAAACAAAGGCUGAAUGAAUUUAUGGCAGGAUUUAAUGUAAUAACAAAUAAGCUGAAAGAAAACUACCAGAUGCUGACUUUGGGAGGGGAUGCUGAAUUAGAACUUGUGGACAGUCUGGAUCCUUUCUCUGAGGGAAUCGUGUUUAGCGUUCGGCCUCCGAAGAAAAGUUGGAAGAAGAUAUUUAAUUUAUCAGGAGGAGAGAAGACUCUUAGUUCCUUGGCUCUUGUUUUUGCUCUUCAUCAUUACAAGCCAACGCCACUUUAUUUUAUGGAUGAGAUUGAUGCAGCACUUGACUUCAAGAAUGUAUCUAUUGUAGCCUUUUACAUAUACGAGCAAACGAAAAAUGCACAGUUUAUCAUCAUCUCCCUGCGAAACAACAUGUUUGAGAUCGCAGACAGAUUAAUUGGAAUUUAUAAGACUCACAAUACCACAAAAAGCGUGGCUACAAACCCCAAAGUUAUUGCAGCUAAAGGACUGGCAGAGCUCAGCGCCCUUGGAUGUGGGGUAACUGAAAAAUAGAGUGGGAGGAACUCCGAUUCUUGGUGCUGCUCUUUAUUUUGAUCUAACGGCAUUUGUCUUGGAGAUUUUUGCCUUUCAGGUUCGUGUUUAUUUGAGUUUGUUAAUAAAGCCAACCUUGAUAAAUUCCAUUUUUUAAUUAUACAGUCUUAUUAAAGCUUAAUUUUUUUAAAACAAGCUAUUUCGUAAGUAUCUAGCUGCCUUUUACUAUUCUGCAGGUAGGCUUUCUGUUUGAGUUCUGCAUUUGUUUUUAAAUGCCUGGUUUUUACUGUGUGUAUUAAAGUAAGCAAAUUGCUUUUAAGUCUCAUCAGUGUUCUGUGAUGUUGCAUUAUAUGGGUUCCAGUAAGGAUACAUGUCUGUUAUGGGGAUGAUGCUUGUGCGUGGUAGGGUUGUAACGCUGUGCCUUCUGACUCUUGUCAUCUCUGUUGGUUUUCAAGCUCCUCAACCUCAAGUUGGACUCAAUGGUCCUUGUGAGCCCCUUCCAACUGAGGACAUUCUCUCAUCUCUUCCAAGCGGCCACUGUGGCAAUGCUAGGUUCUUUAAGGAUAUAAGUUAAUAAUUUCGUAUUUGUAACCGAUGCUCCAGACAUUGAAACUAAAGAAAUAUGUUCAUAAUGAAGGGAAACUGAACAGCCAAUGUACUCUGAUAUUACAUUUUGAAAAUGAAAUUAAUUCUCAUAGGAAAUACAUUUGAGAGUUUUAUUUUUAUACAUAAAGUUACUAUAAAUCCUGGGAAUGUCACUUCUGCUUAAAAAAAUAAUCACUUAAGCUUUUGCUCACAGUUAGAAAUUAAAGAAUGCGUGGUAGGAACCCUCAUUCACUGUGUUCUCUCCAUGUAAUGGAUACAUUUUAACAAACAUCUCUGUUUAACACCACUGGUUUUUGGUAAAUCCAGGGUUGUAGUUCUCCCAAGGAACCAUUAGGGGAAGAGGAAUUAUCUUCCCAAAGAAGACACAUCUCUCUCCCUUGAGCUGCAGAAAGGACAGGAUAAAGUUGUCUUCAGAAAACCACCGUGACUGCAGAGGAGCUGCUCACUCCCAACCCUGACUGUUCCUGACCCGCUCUGGCUCUGCACAAAGUACUUAGAUUUUUGCCUUAACUUCAAUGCCAAACCAGUUAGUGCAAUCACCAGCUCCUCUCCUACCUUCACUAACUUUGAGGGCUCUGUAUCGUUCAGACUGCCGGCCUGCAGCUCUCCACGGCACCUGACUGCUCCACUCCCUCCCCUCCCCAAGCUCAUGAAGAUCUAAAGCUGCUUCACUUUUCUUGUAAGAUGCUUCUCCAGCUCAUCGUACUCUUAAUUUUUGUGGUUAGUGGAUGGGAACGCAUCGAUACUUGUUCCAGGAUCUAUAUUAAGGACACUGCAACAGCAGGGAAGAUCUAGUAGACCACAGCGCUGCCUGGAAGAGUACGAACAGCACAGGCACUCAACCGGGGAGUAGUUUUGUUUCUGGGGCACGUGCACCACCUAAUACACAAUUAAAACUGUCAUAAUCCUUCCCUUCCUUCAACACAUGAGGAAAACCUUAAGGAAAAAGCUACAGAAGAUGACCAAACAAGGGAGUUUUGACAGUAAUUUACAAUAUAAAUAACUGAAAUUCAGAGCGAGAACAUCUGUUGUUUUAUACCCAGUUUAUUUUUAUGUACUUAAAAGAACUAAGGAUUAAAGAUGAAGUAACAUUUAACUCAAAAACCUGCUGUUCUAGGCAGGACAUCCUUGCUUCAUACCAUGGCCUGGUGUUGCCAACGUGAAGCUUUGCCCCCAUGCUUAGGGGUAUGGUUUGACAGGUACAGGGCUGGGCUUGAUCAUCUCAAAGGUCUUUUCCAGCCUAAUGAUUCUAUGGUUCUGACUACUGACCAUCUGCCUUCCUUCAAACCACAAAACUUGUGUAAUGCCUUUGCCAACAGCUGGCAGUUGAAGUUUCCCCCAUUUGUCAUUUUCCAGGGAGAGCAGCUUCCACUGUUUUAUAGAAAUUUAAAAGUACGGCCCAGGUAUUUACACAGGACAGUUUUAAUGAUGGCUUGAAAAAAAAGCUUUUCCUUAGUUUUGGAGCACACCAAAUCAGCACCCUUAAUAAAUGCAAAUAAAUUUAUUCUUAAUAAAAAGAAUAAAUGCAGCACCCUCAUUUCAAGGAAUUUACAAGCAAAAAUGGGAAUUUCCUUUAUGGCUAUUAAGUUUCCAGUCACAAUUCUGUAGGUAUUGUAGCAUUAUUAGCUUUUUAGUGAAUUUUGUGUGCCUCCUGCAUUUCACUCUGACAGUAGCUAAAACUUACUAUUAAGAAGAGUUUGUAAACUUUACACAUUUUCUGCUACUAAGUUUCCUUGCAUAAAGUCUAUUUGAUCCAGAUGCAGGACUUCUGUAAUUGUUUCCAGCCUUGUGACCAGAAUUCCUGCCAGUAAUUCUGUGACAGGCAGAACUGAGGAAACAUUUAUAGUUAAAAGUGGCAGAUAGUCUACACCUGAAGACAUUCUCAGUUACAAAGCAGCAAAAGUAAGUUGGCAAUUUCUGCAACAUCCUGCAUGAGUGAAAGUAACCCUUGGGAAGAAGGACUUGGGGGAGCUGGUGGAUGAGAAGCUCCCCGCGACCUGGGAAUGUGCGCUUGCAGCCCAGAAAGCCAAUUGUGUCCUUUGAGGGCAGAGCAGAGAGAACUCACCUGGAGUAGUGUGUUCAGUUCUGGAUUCCACAACACAGGAAGGCCACAAGGAUCACCAGGGGGGCUGGAGCUCCUCCCGUAUGAGGACAGGCUGAGAGAGUUGGGGUUGUUCAGCAUGGGGGAAAGAUCUUCUAGCAGCCUUCUAGGACUUAAGGGAGCUACAGAAAAGCCAGGGAGGGGUUCUUUAUCAGGUGUAAGAGUUUUACGCUGAAAUAAGGGAAAUGUAGAUUAGAAAUUAGGGAGAAAUGUUUUCCUGUGAGGGUGGUGAGGCCCUGGCCCAGGUCACCCAGGGAAGCUGUGGGUGCCCCAUCCCUGGAGGGGUUCCAGGCCAGGUUGGAUGGGCCUUGGGCAGCCUGAGCCAGUGGGAGGUGUCCCUGCCCAUGGCAGGGGGUGGAACUGGAUGGGCUUUAAGGUCCCUUCCAACCCAAACCAUUCUAUGAACUUCUCUCAAGCUCUCCCUUCCAAUCCAGCAUAGCAUUUCCCUUUACGAAAUGACUCCUAACUCCAUCAGUGAGUACAACCCUCAGAUCCUAAGAUUCCAAAGGAAUUUUAACAGUAAAAAUCCUACCUGGACAGGCUUAUGCUAUGGAUUAAUCUUUGUCCUUUUGCUAUUUUAAAGGUCUUUUUCUACAUACCUGUAAUUCUAAGUUCAGCUGAAAAGCUAAUUUUCCAGGAAGAGUAGAUUAAUGUCCAACCUCACUUCUGCAUCCUUGUUUGUCUUUAUCAAAUUGAGGAACAGCAACCACAGGGUUAACAUCGGACAACCUAAACAUCAUAGAGCAGUGUAGAAGCAGAGUCACUGUCACAGUUUUAGUGUUAUGAUGGAAAGAUCUGAGGUGCUUCUGUCAAUGACCCAAUUUCAUUGCUCAGGGAAGUCAGAGGAUAAAAUUUCUUCAUCUUCCCAUGUAGGCAGGAAACUGGUCUGUGACUUCCACUGCAAGGUUGUACCUAUAAGUAACUCUGCCUUCUUACUUUCGAAAGUCUUAACAAUCCCUUUAGCGCUCCUAAAGUGAAUCUUUAAUUCUCGUUUGUAUUCCAACCCUCCCAAACGACUCCCGUUUCUCCCAGACAACUGUUUGCCCAAUGUAAUUAAUUACAUUACUUCAAACUGUAACUUUAGGAAAAAAAGCAUUGGACAAAUAGGCUUCGGUUUUCUCCUCAAGCGCUCGGGAUGCUGCCACCCUGUGGGGGCCGAGAUGCUCAAAACUGUCCGUGUUUUGGUAAAUCAUGUAAUAGCAGCAGGAUCUGCUGGCGAGCAGACGAAGAGAAUUUUUCACUCAAACCCAAACUCGCCACCACCAACCAUGGAAGAAAGCAGCUGCAGUACUUCCCAUCAUGAAAAGGACCAAAAAGAGGCAUUUACUGGCAGUAAAACACAGACCUUGCCAUAGUGUUUUGUGGUUUUUUUCUGUUUUGAAAACAUAGUUCAUACAAACAUCUGUUCCGCUCCUGCCCCUAACAAUAAAGUUCUAACAAUAAAACCAAUUUUCUGCAGUACAACCUUCACACAGAUAUUUCACUGUGAAGUCAGUAAUAAACGUAAUUUUACUUCUGGCAUUGCAAUUUCCUUAAACCCACCAGUUUAAGCAUUUUACCUCCUCUAAGGAUUCCCUGCCUUUUGUAGUCUUAGUUUAUAUAGUGAAUACAUACCUUGUAUACAGAUAAAUUAGUUAUUUCUUAAUAUUUAUACCAAAAAAAGUUAUUUACCUCGAGCUCAGGUAACUCGAUGCUGACAGCCGGCCGGCGACAAGAGAUUCAGAAAUCUCGCUGUAACUUCUUUCAAAUCAUCAUUUUGACCUUUCAAUGAGAACCGGAGCACAUACACAAAAGACAAAUGCACCACUUUUGCAAGUUUUAACGUUUAUUUCCCCAAGACAGCCUAGCCUGCACUCUACUUGGAUAAAUUUCACAAGCUAGUUUCCGCUGCUUCUAGUUUAAACUUUAACCAUGUUUCUGAUGACAAGGAAUGCUGCAAAAAUACUCUAGUCCAACAAAGAGUUAUGAUCACAAAAUAAUCUUUAUCCAUUCUACAGUGUUUCAGAAUUACCAGUUGAUUUUAAAACACAAGGUAGAUAUAGAUGCUAAUGGUGGCUAAUCUGGUAUGUUUUAUUAUAGCAAACUGUUGUUCAUGCAACACUUGUGCUCAAAGGGGAAGGCACAGCAUUUCCUACAAUGAGCCACCUUAUAAAGAGUUCAUUUUGUACAAAUUUGUAACGUCACCUUUAAUUUAGUGUGCAGAACCUCAAAACUGAGGUAUUACUCCAAUUAUAAAAACACUUGCAACCUUUUUGUGCAAGUUUUAAAAAUACAAAGUUUCUCUCUAAAGUGGCUCAAAAUAGAUUGUUCAUGGCUGCCUACAUCUAAGGUAAAAAGAGUCUAAAACAAUCGGAUUAGGCAUAUUAAAGGUGUUCAAACCAUGACUUGAUUUGUACAUCUAUUCACACCUCUUUUUCGGUCUUUAUUCGGCAGUACAUAUGCACCAAAUUUCAUUUUUAGAAGUUUCCAUAUCAUUUUCAUAGAAAACAAAGUUUGAAAACAAGUAACAUUGAAACACAGCACGGUAUCCUACCACAACGGAAACAUUUGGUUACAGGACUCAACAAAAUCUAAAAAUGAACUAUGCUGUAGAUCACCACAUGCAAAGGUCGUCAUGUUAUCUUUGAAAAUGAAAAGGAUGAGAUUUUAUUACCACAUUUUACUGCUUCCUACUAUUAUGGCAACUUGUGUACUGCAACACAGUCUACCUGAAGGGAAAUGUAUGAUUUUUUUUUCAUGCAAAAAAUCUACAAAUUAGUUUUGAUGAUAUGGAAAGCUUUUCAUAACAUCAAACAUUCAUCUGGUGCAAAUGCACAGGGAAGCCUUCCUGAAAUUCUGACUUUACAAACAACUAAUAAGCCAUACAGGAAAGAAAUAAAAAAUAACUGAAAGAAAAAUAAGAGGGGAAAAAUAAAAAACAAAACAAAACAAAAAAAGAAAAACAGGCCGCAGGAGUAAACCAGAGUCUGCUGCUAAACCGGUCUUUGUGUGUCCAGUGUAAGUUAACACUUAUGAACUCAUUUUGAUGAUUUACUAGGUUUAUUAUCAGCCCCCUGAAGGCGAAUCAAGCUUGCAUGCGUUCACAUACAGCAUCACAACCAUACUCUCGUACACACGCCACUCCAGGACCAGGAGCCUGCUUCAGGACCGAAGAGCCCCGUUUGAAACACGAGCCUGGCUCCACAGCAUCGAGUCCAGACAUUCAUUCCAUGUUGUCCAUUCACACGGUGCUUCAUAGCAAGGCCUGGGCUCAUUCUCCUUGGACUUAUGUGGGCAUCCUAUUCUCUUAUGCUUACAAGGCUUGAUGAUGAUAGCACUGCAUUUCCCCCCAAUUGCUCUAGUAAGUCAUUGUUCCUUCUCAGGCACUGAAGAUCUUUGACCUGUAGCCCUUUAUCUUUGAACAAUCUAAAUAAGCAUUCAGUGUGAA